AUUCACUCUCUUUCAGUAUUGUUCAGUAUGUUUGAAAUUUUGGUUGUGAUGGGUUGUAACUUAUUAUUCUUCUGAAUACAGAUGCACGAGCUAUCACUUGCGUUUUUCCGUAGUAAUCUCUGUGGUAAAUGAAGUCGCAUGCUCAUAGCAUGUAUCUCUAUUCUAUAAAUCAUAUAAAGAUCUUCUUCAAUUAAUUGGCCUACAUAAUCGCUCUGAUAAUUAUGAAUUUGCAAACGCUUUUUCAAGACUUCAAUCCAAGUAAAUUUCUGGUACAUUCCUGUUUGAUGAUAUUUACAUCUCUAUUCGCUCUUCGAUUGGAUGGCUUCAUAGAAUGGAGUUAUUGGUCAAUAUUUAGCCCGAUAUGGUUUUGGAAAGGCAUGGUAAUUUUGGGAGCUAUAGUUGGAAGUUAUGUCUGGUGGAGACAUCCACAUGCAAGAUUGGAAGGUGAUGCCUAUGUGCAUUAUAAAGCGAUGCUAAUUACCUUGGCAUUACAUUUAAUUCUAUUAAUGUUUGAAUUGUUGGUAUGCGAUAAGUUAGAAUCAGAGAGACACUUAUGGAUACUUGUAUUCAUACCCUUGAUAUUUAUCUCAGUAGUAUCUAUUGCGGUAUGCAUAUGGGCUGUAAAACAUGAUCGAUCAUUUGAACUUGAAUUAUUCUGUGCAGUGAAUGUAUUGCAAUUUAUUUUUUUGGCUUUGAGGUUGGAUGGUUUUAUAACAUGGAGUUGGGAAGUUGUGUUUGUGCCAGUGUGGGCACUCUUAUGUUUAUCUUUAGUGGCAGUUUUGUAUGCGAUAGUAUUUGCUGCUGUUUUAUUAAGAACACCACAGAUCAAUGCUCGUCAGAGGCGGACCUCCUUGAAUUCGGCAUUAGCGUAUACAUUUCUUGUCGUUCCCAUUUUAGUGUUCCAGGUACUAUUAGCAAAUAAAUUGGAUGGAGAUAUUUCAAUAAAUUAUACAACAGUAGCAAUGCCACUUCUUGUGUCACAUAUAACUCUUAUUUUUAUGUCCUUUGGUGCAAAAGGUGGAAAUAGAUGGUGGUUUGGUAUCAGAAAAGACUUUUGUCACUUCCUACUAGGUUUAUGUCCAUUACUUCAAGAAUAUGGUAAUAUUUCAUAUCAACCAAGAGAUGAACGAGAUCAACCACCAUCUGAGCCAAUGAUUACAGAAAAGAGUGAAAAACUUAUUAAGAAAAUCGACCUAAUAAAACCUGUUGUGCCUAUAAUCUCUAUAGACAUGCCUGACUGAUUGGCUCAAAGCAGGGUUAACUCAUAUAUUUAAAUAUUAUUUUUAAUGUGAUUGACUUAUACAAGGGUCAAAUAUCUGAUAUAAAAUAGUCAGUAAUGGAGUAGAAAUAAUGUUUAGGGAAAAAUUACACAGCCUCUAACGAUUGAACUUCGACAUUGGAUCCUCAGAAAGUACAGAUCAAUUCCCAGGCAAAUGUUUCAAAAUGUCAGGAUAGAAUUUGAAAAUUUUAUUAUUGGUAAAAUAAUGAAUACUAUUUUGAACAUUUAAUUAAAUGAAAAAUUGUAGUAAAUUUCUAUUAUAAAAAUUAAUAGAUAUAUAGUUUUCCCUUGGCUGAAAGUUUUCAAAUUGACACCCUAUAUAAUAGAAUAUACGGAAUAUAUGGCCUCGAACAUUCCAGCCAGACUUCGAGAUCUUGUAGGAAAUUUAAUUCUGAACAAAAAAUUUCGUAUAAACAUGGGUCGAAAAAUGUUUUCUUCAGAAGUUAUCGCUCAAAAAUCUGUGAUAAAGGAAGAGUAAAAGGAGAAAAGAAAAUGAAACUUAAAAGGAAGAGCAAAAAGUGAAAAGAAAAUGAAAUAAAAAAAAAUUAUAUCAUGACAUAUCAUUUUUUUUUUAAAUUUAUUAAGUUUCAUUUUCUUUUCAUCCUUUGUUUUUCCUUUUAAGUUUCAUUUUCUUUUUAUUUCAUUUUUUUUUCACCUUUUGCUCUUCCUUUAUCAGAGAUUUUUGAGUGAUAAUUUCUUAAGGAAGCAUUUUUUGUUCAUAGGAAAUUUUUGUUCAGAAUUAAAUUUCCUAUAAGAUCUCAAAGUCUGGCUGGAACGUUCGGGACCACUCUGUAUAGUUAUUGUU
This is a messenger RNA of Cataglyphis hispanica, 2084 nucleotides long. Its product is annotated as transmembrane protein 185A. The record is from RefSeq and is a predicted model, not a curated record. Lineage: Eukaryota; Metazoa; Arthropoda; Insecta; Hymenoptera; Formicidae. Bases 222 to 1241 code for a protein of 339 amino acids. The transcript is spliced from 7 exons.